This is a messenger RNA of Diaporthe amygdali, 585 nucleotides long. RefSeq lists its product as uncharacterized. The record is from RefSeq and is a predicted model, not a curated record. NCBI's taxonomy places the organism in Eukaryota, Fungi, Ascomycota, Sordariomycetes, Diaporthales, Diaporthaceae. The transcript is spliced from 4 exons. The coding region runs from base 1 to 585 and encodes 194 amino acids.
AUGAUAACCAUGAGCACGCCACAAAUGCAACGGGCGGGAGGUGUGCUCUCGUCUCUUGAGUUAGACGACCUCCAGAAGGAAUGCCAUUCCAUUCGCACAGCCGUGACGGAGCACGAGCUCCUCAGGCACCAGCACUGUGGUCUCGUUCAUAUUGUUCCAUGGAAGCAAGCCGAGUUCCCACCUGUCUCGAGCUCACAUCGUCCUAGAGGGACGUCAGCCACAGCUGAGAUCGGGUCGCACAGGGAUGUCGAUGAUAUCUCGGUGUAUCCUCGCCAGAUCCACUACACUCCAGGAGAUACUCCAACUAAGGUCCUUCAUGGAAUGACGACACAGGAAAACGCGGUAGACCACCAUGGAAGCAUCGCUCGCAUGAUGUUCAAAGUCGAAAACACCUCGAUCCCUGCAGCACUUGUUGCAGUCAGUGCCCACGAUAAUGAUUCCAACACUUACUCCUUCUCGAUUCAAAGCACUUCGACACUGUCAAUACCUUACCCGACUAAGAUACAUGAAGACAGCUCCAUGUUGUGCGUCAAUAGCAUUCAUGCUGGAGAUAUCGAUCCUGUGCCUGUGAAGCAGGACAGUUAA